AUGGACGGAGGCCAGCCCUACUCCAGAGAAAGCAACGAACAAGAAGCAACACGGAUCAUGCCUGAUUCUCCUGCAGCUGCCCCUUCAGACGAAGACGACGGCUACGAAGUCCUGACUUCGUUUCCAGCAAGCCAGGAACAGAAAGAAACCAGCGAGCUCCCAGGUGCUCGUCAAAGUGUGGAGAACUCCCCGAGUCCCAGCUCUUCCAUGACAACAAAAGAACUUCAGGAAUAUUGGAGGAAUGAGAAACUCAGCUUCCGAGCAGUCAGAGUACUUUUUGAAAUCUCAUCUGCCAGAAUUGUAGAGAAGGCCUUCUCUAAGUAUGUGAAAUACCAAAUCAUCAUUAUCCAAACUGGCAGUUUUGACAGCAACAGAUCAAUAAUUGAGCGCCGGUACUCAGAUUUCGAAAGGCUGCACGCAGAUCUUUUGAAGACAUUUUACGAUGAAAUGGAAGACAUUCCCUUUCCCAAAAAAAGCUUGACUGGGAACUUCUCAGAAGAAAUCAUCACAGAGAGGAAAUUAGCCUUCCAAGAUUAUCUGCGACUUCUCUAUUCCAUAGAAUGCAUCCAGACUUCGAGAAUAUUUAUCAAUUUCUUAAUAGAACCUGAAAUGGCGGAAGCCUACAGUUGCCUACGCGGAGGACAGUACACCAAAGGUUUGGAAAUAUUUCUGCAAGUCGUGCCCCUGCAGGAAAAACUAACCAAGCACAAGCCGAUUCUGCUGGUCCCAGCCCUUUGCGCCAUACUGAUCUGCCACAAAGACCUGGACGAUCCCAGAAGCGCCUACGAAUUUGGAGAGAAAGCUUUAUUGCGCCUCCAGAACCAUCCCAACCACAGAUAUUUUAUGCCCCUGCUGGAAACAAUGAUCUCCUUGGCUUAUGCCCUUGGCAAGGACUUUAUAACCUUACAAGAGAAGCUGGAAGAGAGAAAAGCCAAGAAAGGACCUAGAAAAGUGGUCACCCUGAAAGAACUUGCUGUCCAGGAAUACAUACAAUGAGUAGAAA
Molecule: messenger RNA, 1003 nt
Organism: Heteronotia binoei (common prickly gecko)
Lineage: Eukaryota; Metazoa; Chordata; Lepidosauria; Squamata; Gekkonidae
Gene: SNX20
Product: sorting nexin 20
Exons: 3
Coding region: 1-996 (331 amino acids)
Biological process (GO): protein transport
Cellular component (GO): early endosome membrane
Molecular function (GO): phosphatidylinositol phosphate binding
Source: RefSeq, a predicted model, not a curated record